UUGAUCAUUGAUUGAUGAUUGACCAUUGAUAUUGAUGGUGAAUGGUGAUAGAUUGAUGUUCUUCAUUUCUCAAUCAAAAAAGAAAUAAAUUCUUAGUGAUUUGAUAAAGCAUGGUGAUAAGGAAAUGAUUAAUUUAUAUAAUUAUUUUGGCAUAUGGAAGGCAAGAGAAGAAUUUUUGAAAUCAACAUCUUGACAAGUUGGUAAAAUGACUUGAAAAUGAAGAACGGAUGCAAUGAACUUUUGGAAUCCAAAAUAGCUGAGCGCAAUGAACGGGCUAAGAAGAUUUAUCGGUACGUAAGUGACAUUGCAAGACGCCUCGGCGAUGCCACAACAGGCAGUCAGGCUAUAACAGACCUCUUCACAACCAGCAUUGAGGCACAGCGGCAAAAACUAAGAGACCACUGUGAGAAGUUGUUCUUUUUGGACCCAUUGAACUAUGGUAAAAAGUCUUUAGAAUUGCUUUGGCGUAAAGUUUAUUAUGACACUGUUAGUACUGCAAAAAAGUUGCGAGAGUCCAACAAUGAAUAUGACAACUACAUAUUCACCCAUAUCACCUGUGGCAUUGGACAAUUCCAUCACUUGAUGACUAGAGUACAAUCUGAAAUGAGUAUCAACAUAAAAGAACUGGACUUUUUGCCUCUCUACACAGAUGACGAAAGCGAUGAAGACUCCCAGAUAACACCUUCAAGUGAGGAAUACCAACUUGGUAAAUCUGUGCUGUAUUCGUGUCUGAUAUAUUUAGGAGAUCUAAGCCGGUAUCAAGUAGAAAUAUUUAACACCUUUGAGUCUUCCUUAGCGGCUCGCUAUUAUCUUCAAGCUGCUAAAAUUGAUUUGACCUCAGGAAUGCCAUAUAAUCAGUUAGGCAAUCUUUAUUUGGACAGGAAUUACAAUCUAGAUUCUGUGUGCUAUUACAUCCAUUGCCUCAAUACUAUGACACCUUUUGAGGGAGCAAUGGGUAAUUUAGUAAAAAUAUUUGAGAAAAAUAAUCAGUUUUGUGAUACUCUUAAUAACUCUGAAUCUUUGACUCAUGUGGAGCACAUGCAAGUAACAAUUGCUAAUUUUCUGUCACUUAUUGAAGUUUGGUAUUUUGGGAAAGAAGACACAAACAUACCUAAAAUAUGCAAUUCAAUAGCUCAACAACUUAAAAUAGCAAUGGAUUUUGAUAGGAUUCCUCUACCAGACAUCAAUAAAAACUACACUGAAUAUACUAAAGCUGUUGAUGAAGAAAACAUUAAUCCAUCUUACAUGAAUGCUAGUGUUAUUCACAAUAUUGUGCAAAUCUGCCUUUUCACAAUAGCAAAGUUAAAUGAAAUAGAUGAAGUGAAAGCUUUCGCUUGCAAAGCCUUCACACUAGCAUUUUUAUCACAAGUGCUGCAGAAACUAUUGAAGCAGCUGGAGUCAUUCGGAUUAAAAAGUCCAGCCUAUAAAUACAAGUCGAGAUUCACAUUAAAACAUGACGAAGACAACUUAGAUUCAGAAAACGCAACAAAUGAUAAAGUUCCAACAUUGAAUGAUGUCGAGUUCACAAAUGGUGAUUCACACAGUCAUGCUGAUACACAAAGUCAUGAUGAAAACUCGGGUAAAGAAAAUAUUUCUGACGGAGAGUCAAAUAUUGUAGUAAAUAGUGAGAUGAAAAAUAAUAAGAAACAAACUUUAGCAAAGCGACGACGCAGGCGCCGCGCAGCGUCCUCCGAGAGCACGGAUGACAGUGACGGGGGCACUGAGGACAGCGCCAAUGGAACAGACAAAUCAGAUUCAGAAGAAGAGUUAUCAGAUUCAACUUUUCAAUCUGAGGAUGAAUCUAAGAGUGAGGGUUCCUUGAAUGAUGUGUCUGGUGAUGACGCUUUAGACGAGGAGAAUGAAAGAUUGAAGAAAGAAGAAAUUAAGAGCAAUGGGGACAUUAGUAAAACCGUUAAAUCUGAAACCAAACUUCCUGAGAUAAAUGGCCACAAUGAUGCUAUUGAAGAUAAAGACACACUGGAUGUUCCUGCAAUUGAACAAUUUUUGCUUGGCAACAAUUUUUUACCUAGCGUAAAAUUAUUGCUGGAUUGGAUUCUCACAGAGAAAGAGUUAAUUCUUUCGUGCGGUGAUAGUGGAGAGACGUUAUUUCAAUGUGUGGUUGAUCUGCUCAAUAUUUUCCUUUUCUAUUUCAACUCCAAAAACAGUGAAUUACUUUCAAAAGUGGAGUGCAGAAUAUUGGACCAUGCAAAAAUUAUUUCUAAAAAAUUCAAACUGGAGUACAAGUCUGUACCGUUGCCUGAGGAUAUUAAUUUACGUGGCACUAAUAUCUGUAAAUUUGACAAAGAUGCUUCAGAGUGGCAGGUGAUGGAGAAGCUCAGGCCGACCGUUAUUGAAGAAAAUGUUAUCAGAAUAUUGAACUUUGUCAACUUUGGAUAUCAAAUCGCAAAGAUCAUUCCAAGAAUAAGAUAUAAUAGAACAUUGAAAAUAUUUUAUUUCAAGAAACUCCUUCCUCCAAAGAUCAGUACCAAAAUCAGUCAUAAAAAGAGCAGGGAAUGGCACAGUUCUAAAAAACAGGGCGCGGCGCCCGAGAGCGGGCUGCUGCGGCGGCUGGGGCGGCUGUGGCUGGCGGCGCGCGUGCGCGAGCUGGAGCGCGCGCGCGGCGCCGCGCCCGCGCUGCUGGCGCUGGACUGCGCCGCGCUGCACCUGCACCUGCGCCGCGUCAAGCUGCUGCUCAACACGCGCAACUUCAUAUUCCUCGUGCCCGCCGUCGUCCUACAAGAGCUCGAUGAAUUGAAACGCGAGAAAAGCUCCGCCCGCGACGCCAUCCGUUGGCUCGAGAUACAGCUGAAGAGUGGAUCGCGGUUCCUUAGAACUCAACGCCCCGGCCAGUCGAAACCUUUGCCUCUACUGAAGUACCCUCGGAAAGCGCCCCCGCACGUGCACAACUUUAUCCAAAUCUUGGAAUUCUGCAAUCAUUUCAUGACGGACGACAACCCUCUGGGUGGGAACGGUGACCCGGACAAUGCGAUCCAUGGCAAGUCGGCGCCUCUGCUGAUACUGCUGGUGGGUGCGGAGCCGGGCCAGAGCGAGGAGUACAAGGAGUUCAGCGUGGCGGGCGCGGCGCAGUCGGCCGGCAUCCCCGUCAAGUACAUCGGCGACUUCUACGCCAAGUGGCGGCAGACGGUGCACAAGAGCGGAAAGAAGAGAUGAACGGUGGCUCGCCGCGAACCGGUCUCGACUGCUGAACAGGGAACUGCCGAAACGCCCGCACACGAAUCGUCGCCAGAUCGAAACGAUUCGUGUCUCCACCUUCAACGUGAGCAUAAAAGUAACCAUUUGCAACGAUUGAUAUGAAAAUCGAUCGACUUCCGGUUGUUCUGUUACUUCAUUAGUGAACGUCUUAGGAAAUUUUCUUUUCGAUUUCGACAUUUUAUGAGAGUGUAAUCUACUUUAGUUUUCUUUAUCACUUCGUAAUGGGUAUAGAGUAUAGUUAUUAUUUUGAUUGUCUUAUUUAUACCUUUAACUUCAUGGUAAUAAAUAUUUGUAACGAA
Maniola jurtina (meadow brown) is the source of this 3512-nucleotide messenger RNA. It is a transcript of the gene Smg5, whose product is annotated as protein SMG5. The transcript has 4 exons. Gene Ontology annotation, molecular function: telomeric repeat DNA binding; telomerase RNA binding; protein binding. Lineage: Eukaryota; Metazoa; Arthropoda; Insecta; Lepidoptera; Nymphalidae. Bases 217 to 3171 code for a protein of 984 amino acids. Gene Ontology annotation, biological process: nuclear-transcribed mRNA catabolic process, nonsense-mediated decay. Gene Ontology annotation, cellular component: telomerase holoenzyme complex. The record is from RefSeq and is a predicted model, not a curated record.